AUGUCACCUAUCACGAAUCAAUCCUUGGACAAUAAUGGGAUUGCCCCCACCUCGUUCGACAAGAAGGUCCCAAGCCACGACGACAUUGAGAUGCAGAAACAUAAAGAUGUAGAGAAUGUCGCGGGCCAGCUUGAGGAGUGUCACGAGUUCAAGCAGGGCCUCCAUCAACGACACAUUCAGAUGAUUGCCCUGGCGGGCACCGUUGGAACCGGUCUUUUCCUCAGCUCAGGCCGUGCGAUCGUGAACGCUGGACCACUGGGUGCUUUUCUCGCAUAUGCAAUUAUUGGUGCCACGGUGUCCAGUGUUGUGUUUGGAGUGGGCGAGAUGGGAGCCCUCGCUCCUCUCAAUGGUGGUGUUAUUCGAUAUGCAGAGAUAUUCUGUGACCCCGCACUAGCGUUCGCCAACGGGUGGAACCAGGUCUACUCCUACAUUGUGUCAAUUCCAUCUGAGAUUGUCGCUGCCGCAGUUAUCAUUGAGUUUUGGGUCACAGUCAACAAUGCGAUAUGGAUUACCGUGCUUGGUCUUCUAAUGCUUUCCACUGCGUUCAUCUUUGUUCGAGUAUAUGGUGAACUUGAGUUUGGCUUUUCUAUUCUGAAGAUUAUGCUUGUUAUCGGCAUCAACAUUAUGGCCCUGGUUAUCACAUGUGGCGGGGCUCCCAAUGGCGAAUCGAUUGGCUUUGCGUACUGGAAAGCUCCUUACGGACCUUUUGUUCAAUAUUUGGGAGUAGGAGGAUCUCUCGGUCGAUUCUUGGGGUUCUGGAAGACAUUCGACAAUGCGCUCUUUGCUUACUCUGGAAUUGAGAAUAUCACCCUUGCUGCUGCCGAGACCCGGAAUCCUCGCCAGUCUAUCCCCAUGGCUGCACGACGCAUCUUCGUCCGUAUUCUGCUGUUUUAUGUUAUUACGAUCUUCAUGGUUGGCCUCAUUGUAUCAUCGGCCAAUGAAAAUCUACUGGGCUCAACUGGAACAGCCUCGCAGUCGCCUUUUGUGAUUGCAGCUCGGGAUGCUGGCAUCAAAGUGAUCCCCUCGAUUAUAAACGCAGUUGUUCUUACCUCGGCCUGGUCGUCGGGUAACUCAAAUAUUCUUGGCGGUUCCCGCAUUCUCUACGGUAUGGCUACACAAGGCCACGCCCCUGCUAUCUUCAAACGCAUCAACCGGUUCGGUGUUCCAUGGGUUGCUGUUGCGCUCUAUGCUAUCUUCAUGGCGCUCGGAUACAUGACAUUGUCAAGCUCGGCAAGCACAGUAUUCACAUGGCUGCAAGACCUUGUUUCUAUCUCGACCUUGGUGAACUGGAUUUGCAUCUGUGUUGUAUAUCUUCGCUUCUAUUACGGAUGCAAGAAACAAGGAAUAGAUCGUCACCGAGAGCUCCCGUGGGCAGCGCCUUUCCAGCCAUACACCACUUGGGCUUCAUUGAUCAUUUACAUUCUCCUUUUCUUCACUGGAGGAUUCACGACUUUCAUGCAUGGGCAUUGGAGCACUGAAACCUUUAUCUCGACCUACUUCAAUCUUCCGUUUAUUGUGAUUGUAUAUGUCGUUUACAAACUGUGGUUCAAGACCAAGAUCAUUCCGCUGGCGGAAAUUCCUAUUCGGCCCUUCAUUGAAAGCUGGCACAACAAUCCCGAGCCAGAACCCAAGCCUAAGAGCGGCCUUCGCAGACUCAAUGUUUUAUGGUCAUAA
Molecule: messenger RNA, 1674 nt
Organism: Penicillium soppii
Lineage: Eukaryota; Fungi; Ascomycota; Eurotiomycetes; Eurotiales; Aspergillaceae
Product: aromatic amino acid and leucine permease
Exons: 3
Coding region: 1-1674 (557 amino acids)
Biological process (GO): amino acid transmembrane transport
Cellular component (GO): membrane
Molecular function (GO): amino acid transmembrane transporter activity
Source: RefSeq, a predicted model, not a curated record